CUGAGACUCAGAAGGCUGUAACAUAUGUAAAUUAUCAAUUAAAAUGUAUUUAACCAGAUUGUUAAUUGUAGGUACUAAUUUCGAGUUUUCACACAUCUGCCUACUCAGAACUAGUUUUGUGAAAUUACUGAUGUUUGCAAUCAUAUCAGUUGUUAAGGGCCCUAAGGUAGGCAGUAUUUAAUUCAGAAAAAACUUAAUUGUGUUACACUACAGGCAUACUUGAAUUGAUUUUGGGGUCCAGCUUUGUCAAAUAUGGGAAUACCGUUCUCUAAAAUUCUCUAAUGAAAGUUUCAUUAUUGUGAGGCUAUGUAUUAUUUGCCAUAUUACCCUUCUUGAUUGUUUUUUAUUUACUUUUUUUAUAAGUUUAUAAAAUUACAAUGUUUUUGUACAUUAUUUAGAAGUGUAUUAAAAAUAAAAGUGAUGUUUCUUUUCAAAUGAAAUAAAUGCAGUUAUUUCAAACUUCUCAGUGCUGUCUGCAUGAAGGGAGUGAACAACCACAAGGUUGCUGAAUGUCUGAAGCAGCUUUUUUCCUGUCAUUCUUUCCCAGGAAUGCAAGAUACGUUACUGUCCCUGUGAAAGUCUGCCCAAAUCUCGUCAUUGAUGUGCCUUGGAAAAUUGACAGUUGCAACUUGCGUAUGAUCUGUGAAGAUUUGCAAGAGCUCACAAAGUCAAGUCUCAAGUUUUCACUUCAGUAGACAAUGUUAUUAGCUCAGAUAAAUCGAGACUCUCAGGGAAUGACGGAAUUUUCUGGAGGAGGAAUGGAGGCCCAGCACGUGACUCUGUGUCUAACAGAAGCUGUAGCUGUGCAAGGUGAACCUUCAGAUGGCGACAACUUGGAAAACAUGGAAGGUGUAAGUUUGCAAGCAGUUACCCUGGCUGAUGGCUCCACUGCUUACAUACAGCACAAUUCUAAAGAUGGUAAAUUAAUGGACGGCCAAGUGAUUCAAUUAGAAGAUGGUUCUGCUGCUUAUGUUCAACAUGUACCUAUGCCUAAAAGCAGGGAGAGCCUGCGUCUAGAAGAUGGACAGGCGGUUCAGCUGGAAGAUGGAACUACAGCUUUUAUUCAUCACACCUCAAAAGACAGUUAUGACCAGAGUGCACUGCAGGCUGUGCAGCUGGAGGAUGGAACCACUGCCUACAUCCACCACACGGUGCAGAUGCCACAGUCAGACACCAUUUUGGCCAUCCAGGCUGAUGGCACAGUGGCAGGACUGCACACAGGAGAUGCUGCCAUCGACCCAGACACCAUCAGUGCUUUGGAGCAGUAUGCAGCCAAGGUGUCUAUUGAUGGAAAUGACAGUGUUAGUAGCACAGGAAUUAUAGGUGAAAAUGAACAAGAUAAAAAAAUGCAGAUUGUCUUGCAAGGACAUGGAACAAGAGUGACUGCCAAAUCUCAACAGACUGGAGAGAAAGCCUUUCGCUGUGAUUAUGAUGGCUGUGGAAAACUGUACACAACAGCUCACCAUCUUAAGGUGCAUGAAAGGUCUCACACAGGAGACAGACCAUACCAAUGUGAACAUCCUGGAUGUGGCAAAGCCUUUGCAACAGGGUACGGGCUGAAGAGCCACGUGCGAACACACACGGGUGAGAAGCCCUACCGGUGCACAGAGGAGAACUGCACCAAAUCCUUCAAGACUUCUGGAGACCUGCAGAAGCACAUCCGCACCCACACAGGUGAAAGGCCUUUUAAGUGUCCCUUUGAAGGAUGUGGCAGGUCAUUCACAACAUCUAAUAUUAGAAAGGUUCACAUCAGGACACAUACAGGCGAAAGGCCUUAUUACUGUACAGAGCCAGGAUGUGGGAGAGCUUUUGCCAGUGCAACUAAUUAUAAGAAUCAUGUGAGAAUACACACAGGGGAGAAGCCUUAUGUCUGUACAGUUCCUGGCUGUGACAAACGUUUCACAGAGUAUUCCAGUUUAUACAAACAUCAUGUUGUACAUACUCAUUCCAAACCAUACAACUGCAAUCACUGUGGGAAGACCUACAAGCAGAUCUCUACCCUUGCUAUGCACAAACGGACAGCACACAACGACACAGAGCCCAUUGAGGAAGAACAAGAGGCUUUCUUUGAGCCACCUCCAGGUCAAGGUGAAGAUGUGCUCAAAGGCUCCCAGAUCACCUACGUGACAGGUGUGGAGGGAGAAGAUGUCAUUUCUGCACAGGUUGCUACAGUUACUCAGUCGGGAUUAGGCCAGCAAGUAGCGCUAAUAUCCCAGGAUGGAACCCAACAUGUGAACAUCUCCCAGGCAGACAUGCAGGCCAUUGGCAAUACCAUCACCAUGGUGACACAGGACGGCACCACCAUCACAGUCCCUGCCCACGACGCCGUCAUCUCCUCGGCGGGAACGCACUCGGUGGCCAUGGUCACUGCAGAGGGCACCGAGGGACAGCAGGUUGCAAUUGUGGCCCAAGACUUAGCAGCAUUUCACAGUGCCUCCUCAGAAAUGGGACACCAGCAGCACGGACACCAUCUAGUGACUACAGAAACUAGACCUGUGACAUUGUUGGCUACAUCCAAUGGGACACAAAUUGCAGUACAGCUUGGAGAACAACAGUCUCUGGAAGAAGCCAUUAGAAUAGCCUCCAGAAUACAGCAGGGAGAAACGCCAGGGAUUGAUGAUUAACUUCUAAAACUGCUACCAGAACAAUAGAGUGGAAGGUAUUUUAUUUUCAACCAACAAAGGUCCAUGCCAGCAACAGCCCAUAAAAACUUUGAAGUCCCCCACUCACUGAUACUGUGUACACAUUUUAUGCAAGAGUGAAGAACAUUUGCUAAGUUUUGUGUACAUAACCCUUGGAAUGGACUGACAUCAUCUACUUCCAACCGUUGCGUUCAGGAAUAUGGAAUUAGGAUUAUAUAGUAAACUUCCUUGUUAUCCUUUCAUCAGAUUUCAGACUGGUCUACAAGCAAGUAAAAAAUAGAAGUAUUGGAUUUAAUUUUUCAUGUCAUGUACAAAUAAUGAAGGCAUUACUGAAGAUUUCAGCUGUUUAAGUAACCAUUUCAGGAACCCUUACAAGUAAUAAAGGCAACAAAGCCUUUUGAAAUUGCAUUCCAUUAAUGGAAAAGUCUUGGAUUUUGAGCCUACUACUGUAAAUCUUCGUAUUUUGAUUUGUUUCAUACGGAUUUGAAUACUCUUUAGAUUAUCUGCCCGAUCUCAUUCAUUGUAAAUACGGACCGUUAAUGCUGGAAGUGCUAAUUAUAUUAUCUUUAAAUUGGAUUAUGUACAAAGAACUGGUUGUUCCAUAUUAAAGAAAGUAAAUCUAAUGAUUUUGUUUCUUUACAUAUUUUACUUAAGAUGUUACUCUCAAAUUAUUAUGCAAUAAAAUAUAGCAAGAUUGUAUUGUUUAGAUAGGAUGAUAUUGUCGUGUGACGUAUUGUUUUACUUCUUACUGAGACUGAAGUUCAAAUUAUUUAUUUACGGCCUUGUAUAAAUUUUUCCAAAGUUUAUUUAUCAUAAACUUAAUUUUUUGACAUUAAUUUUGAUCGUAAUCCACUGUAGUGUAUUAAGCAAAUACUGGUAAUAGUUAUUUCAGACAUUCUAAAACACUACAGGAGUGAUUUUUCACUAAAAGGUGAAGUUACCCACUUUCAAGAGAACUUUUUUCAAAUGGUGCAUUUGCAGCAAAAGUACAAGUACUAAAUAGUCUAUUUUCAACAGUUCUGAGUGCCUGCUGCUACGAUUCAGUACCUAGAAUGUGCUGAUAAUCAGUGCUUUUGAAAAUCAGGACACAAGUUACUAGAAAAAAGGGAUUAAUGAUGAUGUAAGUACAAUGCUCUUCUCCAGCUAUCAUUCUGUAAAGGAAAAAGUCCAUUGUAGAUAUGUCGAUACACACAGCAAAAUGUACUUUCAAUUUUUUUAUAUGAAGAAGUGUUUUUACUCUUGUCUUGUUAGCAAGCUGGUUAAGCAAGUUAAAAUUUUUUGGCUUCCUGAAAGAUUCAGUGCUCAUUUUAGAUUAGUGUCAAGAGCACUUCUGAAACUGAAGCCUCACCUUUUGCCUUCUCAAGGGGAAGGACUGAACAGCCUCUGGACAAAAAUCUUUACUAAGGAAUCCCAAGUAUUGUGAGGUGCACAUCCUACAUGAAAAAAUAAAGUCCAGAACUAAGUACCUUGAGGUAUUUGACCUCAGAAAGGCCAAGUUUCAAUAGAAUGAGCCAAUUUAUUGUGAAUUACUGUAUCAGUGUGGGUUGCAACCUUCUAUGUUUUCUACACAGAAGCUGUAAAGUGCAGUGAGAGAAUACAGUACUGUGGGAUAGAUGGGGACAAAGCAAAGGCUAUUCUCUGCAUAAAUUACAAAGUAAAACUUGAAAUAUUUAGGUUGUCUGUAACUUUUGUAUAGGAUUGAGGUUGCUUGCUCACUUAGGUGCCAGUUUUCCUGAAAUGUUGUAAAUCUUGAUAUCCCAUGGAGAUAAAUGUACUAUGCAAGGAGGAUUAAUUGCCUGUCAACUAGAUCAGUUUCUUAGUACUUAUCACCUUUUAGAAAUUAAAGUUGUAUCAUUUGACGUGAA
Molecule: messenger RNA, 4507 nt
Organism: Oenanthe melanoleuca
Lineage: Eukaryota; Metazoa; Chordata; Aves; Passeriformes; Muscicapidae
Gene: ZNF143
Product: zinc finger protein 143
Exons: 17
Coding region: 699-2624 (641 amino acids)
Biological process (GO): regulation of transcription by RNA polymerase II; central nervous system development
Cellular component (GO): nucleus
Molecular function (GO): RNA polymerase II cis-regulatory region sequence-specific DNA binding; DNA-binding transcription factor activity, RNA polymerase II-specific
Source: RefSeq, a predicted model, not a curated record